AUGCAGGCAUAUCCCUCUCCAUCAGUUAUCGUGAUUCGUGAACGAGAGAAACCGGGAAAAGAUUGCAGAUUUGAUGGUCCAGAUUUUUUACGGAGAUUUAAGGGGAAGAACAUUAUGUUUGUAGGGGACUCCAUUAGUUACAACCAGAUGCAAUCACUAGUAUGUUUGCUUCAUGCUGCUGCGCCUGAUUCCAAUAUCACAGCGGUGAAGAGUAGCUUGUAUUAUAAUACAACCUUCCAGGACUAUGGAGUUUCAAUUAUACUAUUUGAAUCUCACUACUUAGUGGACAUCGAAGUAGCAGCAAUUGGUCGAGUGUUAAAGCUCGAUUCUAUGAAAAAUGGCAACAUAUGGAAAGCUAUGGACGUUCUGGUUUUCACCAAUUGGCUUUGGUGGUACCGUAGUGGACCAAAGCAACCAUGGGAUUAUAUGGAAGAUGGUGGCAAGGUUCUCAAGGACAUGGAUCGUAUGGAUGCUUUUCGCAAGGCUUUGAAAACUUGGGGCAGGUGGGUUGAUACAUAUGUGGAUCCAGGAAAAACUAAAGUCCUUUUCCAAGGAAUUAAUCCCACCCAUUACAAUGGCAUGGAUUGGAAUAAUCCAGGAGCGAUAAACUGCACAAACGAGACAGCACCCUUAAACGGGUCAACUUACCCAAAGGGUUUGCCAGAAGCAGAAUAUGUAUUGAAGGAUGCCUUAAGUACAAUAAAGAAACCUGUUCAUUUCUUUGACAUAACCACUCUCUCACAACUAAGAAAAGAUGCGCAUCCUGGCCAUUAUAAUUAUGACAAGGGCUUGGAUUGCACUCAUUGGUGUCUUGCAGGGCUUCCAGACACUUGGAAUCAACUUCUAUAUGUAGCUCUCACUAAUUGA
Messenger RNA from Quercus lobata, 867 nucleotides. RefSeq names its product protein trichome birefringence-like 38. The transcript is spliced from 5 exons. The record is from RefSeq and is a predicted model, not a curated record. Gene Ontology annotation, molecular function: O-acetyltransferase activity. NCBI's taxonomy places the organism in Eukaryota, Viridiplantae, Streptophyta, Magnoliopsida, Fagales, Fagaceae. The coding region runs from base 1 to 867 and encodes 288 amino acids. Gene Ontology annotation, cellular component: Golgi apparatus.